This is a messenger RNA of Phytophthora sojae, 1257 nucleotides long. RefSeq lists its product as hypothetical. The record is from RefSeq and is a predicted model, not a curated record. The transcript has 2 exons. The annotation marks the transcript as partial. Lineage: Eukaryota; Oomycota; Peronosporomycetes; Peronosporales; Peronosporaceae.
AUGUUUGAGUACAUCAAUUCGAUCGCUGAUAAGAUUAUUGAUUACAACAAAAACAAGUUCCAAAUCCUCUACGAGAAGUUGAACAAACGCUCAGAGAAACUAGAUAAGAAGACACUUACCAAAGAACGUACAGCAAUCGACGAAUCUGUCAGUCAAGUUCCUCUACUUGGUUUCAAUUCAGGAAAAUAUGAUAUCAACUUAAUCAAAAAAGAGAUUUUUGAUGUAAUCGGCUGCGAUAACCUACGAAUGGUAAUCAAGAAUCCUGGAUAUAUGUGUAUCGCUACUGAUAAGCUGAAAAUGCUUGACAUUAGCAAUUAUAUUACUGCAGGAACAAGCUAUGAUACAUACCUAAAGACAUACUUAGGCAAAUGCCAAUGUGAAGAUAAGAUUCGAUGCACUUGUGAGUUGUCAAAAGGCAAUUUCCCUUACGAAUAUAUCACAACAUUUGAUAAGCUAAACGAAACUGGAUUACCUCCAAGAGAAGCAUUCGACUCGAAGCUGAGAAACACGAAGAUCAGUGAUGAUGAUUAUGAACGUAUGAAGUUUGUUUGGAACCAUUAUAAUAUGAAUACCAUUAGCGACUUACUUAUUUGGUAUAACAACCUUGAUGUAGCUCCAUUUGUAAAAGCAAUCAAGAUUCAGCGUGAAUUCUAUCGAGGCUAUGGAUUAGACAUUUUCACGGAUGGCUCGAACGUAUCUGCUGACCGUGUCAAUAACAACAAAGGCCAUAUCAAUGGCAAUAUCAAUAUUAGUUGUAUCAGUUGCAAUGUAGCUCGUAAAGAUAUGUCAAUCAUUCGAUUCAAAGACUACAAACUAACGGAAGCAAAUGCGAAUAAGCUUAUCUGGUCCAUUGAUGAGGAACACAAAGACAUUUUUUACAAAAUGAAAGCAAACAUUGCUGGAGGUCCAUCGAUAAUUUUCAAUCGUUACGCUGAAGCAAAUGAAACAUUCAUCAGACAUAACAAAUCGAAGCUUGUGAAGAAGAUAAUUGGUUAUGACGCCAAUGCUCUAUACUUAUGGGCUGCAGGAAACUCGAUGCCUUGUGGUCGCUUAACUACUAUUGAAGCAUAUGAUGGUAUUAUGGAUGACAUCAUGAAUGAUAAACAAUUUGGAUUCCUGGAAUGUGAUAUUGAAACUCCAGCGCAUUUGAAAGAGUAUUUCAGUGAGAUGACACCAAUUUUCAAGAACAUUGAAAUUAAUCCUUGUGAUGAAUCAGUCAUUGGUAGCCACAUGUAUGAAUACAACAAGACUCAAAAA